UUCGCGCCUCGUAACAAAGAUAAUUAUUUAUAAUAUUUUGCUUAAAACUAAAAAAUUGUUAAAUCUUGAUUUAAAGCCCACGUAAAUGUCUAUUUAAGUCACGUUCUUUGCAUUAUAUUUAAGUGAUAUAAAAUAUGGGAGUACUGAUAUAUUUAUCAAAUUUAUUACAUAUAAUAUGAACAACAAAAUGGUUUUAGCACAUGCCAAAAAUGUUGCUAUUUGUUAAAGGACACAUGUAAAGUGUUCUGUAAUUUUUUGUGUGUUUUUUUCCAAAGAUGAGGGCUGUAUAUUGCAAAAAUCUUUUUCAAUAUCUAGCAGCGUUUUCGGGUUCCUUUAAUAUAAUUAGUUAUGGUGUGGUCACCGCAUGGACGUCGCCGUUCCUAUCUUAUCUUACCUCAGAAUCUUCAACAAUACCAGUUACCGACGAAUAGGGAUCAUGGAUAGCUAUAGUCAGUGCAAUGGGUUGCCCGUUCGGUGCAAUUUUGGGAAGUUAUUUAGGAGAUACUCUAGGUAGAAAAAAAUCAAUUCUCAUGGCAGCUCCAAUAGCGUUCUUUGGAAAUAUUUGGCUAGCUUUUGCAAAUGAUGUGUGGAUGCUAUUUGCUAUAAGAUUUAUUAUAGGAGUUUCAGAUGGAUUCAGUUUUACUAUAUUUCCAGUGUAUAUAGGAGAAAUAUCUUCUCCAGAAAUCAGAGGAUUCUUGUCCUCACUUCUAACUUUAAUGUUCCUCUUUGGUAUUUUAUUUAUUAAUAUUAUUGGUUCAAUUUGGAGCAUUUUUACCUGUGCUAUAAUAGCAUCCAUUAUUCCCCUACUACACUUCAUUACCUUUAUAUUUAUGCCUGAAUCACCAUACUGGUAUGUUAAAGUUAAACGAUACGAUGACGCAGAAAAAUCUUUGCAGAUUUUUCGAGGAGAAAAAGAUGUUCAAAAACAGUUAUUAAUUAUAAAAGAGACUAUAAGGGACGAGGAAGAAAGAGGUAAACCCAAAGUUACUGAUUUAAUUACAAUUCCAAGUAACAGACGUGCAACUAUCAUUACUUUUCUAAUAGUCUUACAAAACAAAGCUACUGCUAAAAGUCCUUUAUUGUUUUUUACCAAAACCAUAUUUGAAAAAACUGGAAGUGAUAUUAGUCCGACAGUCUCUACAAUAUCAUACUCUGCAGUUGAAAUGUUAAUAGCUGCCUUAACAUGUUAUUUUAUUCUUGACAGAUUCGGUAAAAGAAUCUUGUGUAUAAUCUGUGUCAUUGGGUGUAUUGUAUCUCUUUUAGCUAUUGGCAUUUAUUUUCAACUAGAUGAUACUGCAAAUGAAUUGCUUGUUUACUUAAAUUGGUUGCCUUUAACGGCUCUAAUCUGUUUUAAUAUUUUUUAUAAUGUCGGGAUAUCCUUUGCUCCAUUUUGUUUCGCAUGUGAGUUAUUUCCCACAGGAGUAAGGGCCUAUGCCCUUACGAUGACUGAGAUAUCUAUGUCUAUUUGUACUGUAAUAUCGGGAAAAGCAUUUCAUUGGCUACAAAGUUAUUACGGUUCAUUUGCUAUUCCGUUUUUCACGUUUUCGGCUUUAUGUUUACUUGUUUUCAUCUUUGUCAUUAAGCUUACUCCGGAAACUAAAGGAAAGUCCUUGGAAGAAAUUCAGCUAUUUUUGAAAGCUAAAACAAAAUAGAAUGCAAUGUAACGUUGUAUUUUUACAUUGACAAUAUAUUUAUUUGUUAGUA
Messenger RNA from Diabrotica virgifera virgifera (western corn rootworm), 1704 nucleotides. Its product is annotated as facilitated trehalose transporter Tret1-like. Bases 459 to 1652 code for a protein of 397 amino acids. Lineage: Eukaryota; Metazoa; Arthropoda; Insecta; Coleoptera; Chrysomelidae. Gene Ontology annotation, molecular function: transmembrane transporter activity. The record is from RefSeq and is a predicted model, not a curated record. The transcript is spliced from 2 exons. Gene Ontology annotation, cellular component: membrane. Gene Ontology annotation, biological process: transmembrane transport.